AUGCUGACUCCUGCGUUCGACCUCAGUCAGGACCCAUGCUUUCUGACCGUCGCCAUUCGUGUGCCUUAUGCCCGAGUCUCCGAGUUUGAUGUCUACUUCGAGGGGGUAGACUUCAGGUUCUACGCCAAACCGUACUUUCUCAGAUUGACCCUUCCUGGAAGGAUUGUAGAAAAUGGAAGUGAGCAAGGAUCCUAUGAUGCUGAUAAAGGAAUUUUUACCAUACGAUUGCCCAAAGAAACUCCUGGUCAGCAUUUUGAGGGACUGAACAUGCUAACUGCUCUCUUAGCACCAAGAAAAUCCAGGACUGCAAAACCCCUUGUGGAGGAAAUAGGUUCUUCUGAGGCUUCUGAGGAAGGAAUAUUAGAAGAGGAUGAUGAUGAAUUUGAUUGGGAAAUUGAACAGUCCCCCUAUGAGGAAGUAACAGAGAGUGAGUGGAAUCCACAGUACCACUAUGGAUUUGGCAACUUACGAUCUGGAGUAUUUCAGCGGUUACAGGAUGAAUUGAGUGAUGUUAUUGAUAUUAAGGAUCCAGAUUCUACUCCUGCAUUUGAACGAAGACAGAAACGCCUGGCUGCUGAGCUGGCCAAAUUUGAUCCUGAUCAUUACCUAGCUGACUUUUUUGAAGAUGAAGCAAUUGAACAAGCUUUGAAGUAUAAACCUUGGUGGACUGAUACAUAUUCAAAAAUGAUGACUUCUUUGGGACCAACGCAGGAGCAAGAAAAUCAUGCUACAUAUGUGUCUUUUUCUGAAGAUGAGAAAUAUCAACUACGAAAAUUUGUUAAUAAAUCUUACCUGCUGGAUAAGAAAACACACCAUCAAGUGUAUUGCAGUCUGAUUGAUAUCCUCCUCGCCUAUUGCUAUGAAAUUCGUGUCACUAAAGGAGAGAAAAAUGUAAAGUCACUGUGGAAUAUUUAUUUUCUGGAACUGACUACUUGUAUUUCACAGACUUGCACAAACACUCAUGAGAUCCUGGUAUCCUUUGGAAGAAGAGUUUUGUGCUAUCCACUUUAUCGCCAUUUCAAGCUGGUAUUGAAAGCCUGCGGAGAUACUAUAAAGAUACUACAACUAGGUAAAAGUGCAGUUUUGAAGUGUCUCCUGGAUAUUCACAAAAUUUUUCAGGAAAAUGACCCAGCUUAUAUUCUAAAUGAUCUCUAUAUCUCGGACUACUGUAUAUGGAUUCAGAAAGCCAAGUCCAAAAAACUGGCAGCUCUUGCAGAAGUCUUAAAGAAGGACUCCCUUACAAAGGCUCAGCUGGGAUUAGAACUAGAAGAGUUAGAAAUGGCAGCUGUUCUUGUACAAGAGGAAGAAUCUACAUUAAAAGCAGCCUGCUCUGUUUCCAGGCCACAGGUCUCUUGCUCUAGUCCUGAAGCAAGUGAGUCAGAGGAAUCCGCCAGUACUUCAUCCUUAGUAACUCAAGACUCGGAUUCAGAGCAAGAGCUCCAGGAAAAUGAAUCCAAGUCAAUAGUUGCUUUGAAGGAUCCUCAUCAAGAAGAAAGCAUUGCCUUGCUGAGUGGUGGUGGUGGUGGGGUAUGCAGAAGUGUGGCCCUCCCAGGGUCUGAGGGUAGUCAGGGGAAACCUCUUGGCCCUUCUCAAGUUUCAUUAUUAUCUGGCCCUCUGAUAGAGGAGCUUGGAGAACAACUGAAAAUGACAGUACAGAUUUCCAAACCUGAGGGCUCAGUCAGUGAAAACCACAGCAUUGUGCAGGACCAGGACAGCAAUUAG
Molecule: messenger RNA, 1722 nt
Organism: Elephantulus edwardii (Cape elephant shrew)
Lineage: Eukaryota; Metazoa; Chordata; Mammalia; Macroscelidea; Macroscelididae
Gene: SHQ1
Product: SHQ1, H/ACA ribonucleoprotein assembly factor
Exons: 11
Coding region: 1-1722 (573 amino acids)
Biological process (GO): box H/ACA snoRNP assembly
Cellular component (GO): cytoplasm; nucleoplasm
Source: RefSeq, a predicted model, not a curated record